GGUAAAAUGGACAACAACUCUUAUCGCUAAAGAUGGUCAUCAUAUAGUAACAUUAGUUGCAACCUAUGCGAAUCUGCAAAAACGCAGUAGAAGGGCGAGCCUUGUAAGACAGGGAACUCGUACCGAGGUGGAACGAUCCCGACAUGUCCGUCUCGAUACAGGACCCUCGCGCAACGCCUCGGCAUAUAGCGGACCAAUUGAAACGAUUUAUUCUACUCGCGGAUGUACCCCAACCGACGACUCCAAACGGUACUUCUCUAUCAGAUGCAGGAUUUGUCCUGCUAAGCCUAAAGGACCAGAUCCUUGUCGACAACGCAAGGUCGCAACAUUUUUGCCAAGAAUUCAUCUCGAGACCGCUCAAUGGUGUCGAACUUCUCAGUAAAGUUGUCAUGGUUCUUCAAGGCAUUGUCAAUUCCACGCAACCACCUCCUUCUAAGAUUUCUAAUUUGCUAUCGAGGAACAGCUCCACUACGAAUCGAAAACGAAAAGCAGCGGUUGCCGAAGCCGACUGCAUCGAGUGUCUAAAGAUACUUCUCGAGAAAUCGGAAAAUGCUUGGCGACGAUUUUUGGAUUCGACCAACGGUCUCGAUGCUGUACUGUAUUCGGUCAACAGUCCACAGCUGGACUCGAAAUGUUAUGCUUUGGAGAUUCUGUUAUUACUGCUCGAUCAACCUCAAGGAUUCGUGAUUCUUAUGAGAGCGCUCACCGCACUGGCUGCUAGGAAUAGGGAUUAUCUUAGGUUUACUAUGUUUGUGGCACAGUUAAAACAUGGACUUCACACCAACAAACUACAUAUUCAGAUACUCAUCGUUCGACUAUUCAAUAAACUUUUGUCUACAGCCCCGUCGGGCACCCAUCGUACGCUUAUCCGAUGUGAAGUGGCGUUAACAAAGUUCAGUGUGGAAUACGUUGAGAAUCUUCUAAGCACACAGUCCGUUCCACUUGGAGGUAUGGAAAUUCUAGCUGAAGAGCUUGCAUUAUGGCGAUCAUUGGGUACACCGCCAAUGCCUUCAUAUGGUGUGGAGCACAAUCACAUCUACGGGCUGACCGAAACAGAGAGUGAUACGCUCCAGAGCGAACGACCUCGUCACGGCCGACCGCCCGCCGGCAAAUAUCCCACCGGUAGCACAGUACUGAAAAACGUUGAACGACAACGCUUCAAAAAGCAAAGUGAAAUCGGCUCCGGUGGACGGUCAUCGGCUCCAGGAUACUAUCCAGAAAAUGACCGCCACUCAUCCAAUGCAUUUUACCCUGAUAGGAGAGCAGUUACGCUAUCGAAUCGCGCAUGGCAGGAACCUUCAGAUGCUUCGUAUUCGCCACCGCCAUUGCCUCGAACCAGCUAUGGUACUGAGAGAAGAACGUCAUCAAGUGGAAUGCGCAGGGCGAAGAGUGAAAGCGCCAUGCUUGGAUCAGAAAGAAGUGACAGCCCCGAAGGUGCACCACGUGGUUUGAAGCGGUAUAACCCACAAGAACAACAGUUAUAUCAUCCUAUACAGCACUCUCGGGUCAUGUCUAGAAGCGUUCAUGACCUCUCUUCUCGCGAUGAUGCUGCUUCAUCAACACUGACUCGUCCAAAUUCCGCACGGCCCUCCUCAGCAACUCGUCCACAAAGUAGAACGUUAACUAGAAGGGUGUCCACACCACAAGGGCAUUCACCUACAAGAUUUGAAUCCAGGUUCCAAGUUGACGAGUCGCCACCUCGAGCACGUUACGCUAGCCCCAGCUCGCCCCGUGCCCGUUUUGCCGAGCCUCCGAUAGUUGAGGCUCAAGUACCACACGCUGGAUUCAGCUAUCUGUUCCCCUCCCAACCCGUUGUAUCCAGCGUGGUCCCCAGAAGAGCAAAUACACCCGACCCUCAUGCAAGGCCGAUAAUCCGGUCGCAUUCCCCCACGCGACUGAUGUCACCGAGUCCACGCCCGGAUUACGAUACCAAGUCAUACAUCGAAAACGGGCAAGUGGUUUACAUACCAAUCAACAUGGAGAAUGGCCGUCACGAAAAGCUGAGUCGAUAUGACCGACCCGAUGGGGGUAUCUAUACGACUGAUUCGAGGACUAGUAGCCGUGCAAAAGUAAGGAGUCCCAGCAUCAAUGGAGUCAUAGGAGAUGACGUGAGAGACGCAUUGAGUCAGUUCGACUACCUCAAUGAUUAUGACAACACAAGCAUUCGAGGACGUGAACGGGAAGCCUCAUAUCAUUUCUGAAGACACUACAUUGAUCUAGAAUUUUCUCACUAUGAAAGCUUUGUACACAGAAUCACACUGUUGAUAUUGCAUGCCUUUUACAAUAGCUCAACUUAUGUGCUAUUCACUUCUCGCACCAAUACGACCAAUUUAGCACAAUUUCAGUUCCUGUAACUUUUUUAG
This is a messenger RNA of Cylicocyclus nassatus, 2363 nucleotides long. The record is from the annotation of a GenBank genome assembly. NCBI's taxonomy places the organism in Eukaryota, Metazoa, Nematoda, Chromadorea, Rhabditida, Strongylidae.